This is a messenger RNA of Owenia fusiformis, 1268 nucleotides long. The record is from the annotation of a GenBank genome assembly. Lineage: Eukaryota; Metazoa; Annelida; Polychaeta; Sabellida; Oweniidae.
UAACAAUCAUAUUGGUAGAUCCGCCUCCCGCAUGAUCACCGACGUAUUUCACAAUGAAGGUAUUGAUCUUGUCUGUUUUGGCGACCCUGGCACUAGGAGCCCCGGGGGUGAUUCACAUGCAGCAAAGACGUCAUCAAUACAAAGAGGGUGUCACUAUUGAGGAAACACUAAGGAAAUACGGCAUCUCUACUCUGUUGAAAUUGGCCAAGGAUGCAGGACUCCCCAUGGGAGAAACGGGCCCAUUCACCGUGUUUGCCCCAACUGAUGAGGCCUUCAGUACCUUGAGCCCUCAGAUUUUGAGGGAACUUGAAAAAGACAAAGAGUUGUUGAAGAACGUCCUGCUCUACCACAUCGUUGGGGGUAGUGUCAUGUCCAAUGACAUUACUAAUGAGAUGACUGCCCAGAGCAUGUGGACGGGACAUGAUAUCAGGUUCAACAUCUACAAGAGAAUGCUAGAAAAGGACACAAGGGUGACAGCAGAUGGCAGUCCAAUCAUAAUUGCCGAUAUUAAGUGCAGUAACGGAGUAAUCCACAUCAUAGACAGAGUCAUGUACCCGAUACCCAGUGACACUGCUGCAGCAUUUGUAGCAGGUGAACAGAAGGAGUUUUCCACUCUCCUCACUGCCCUGACUAAAGCAAACUUGGUUGACACACUAAAAGGAAAAGGUCCAUUCACCGUGUUUGCCCCUACAGACGAGGCAUUCAAAAGACUCAAACCAGGAGUUCUUGAUCAUCUGUUGGCCAAUGUUACCCUUCUUAAAUCUGUAUUAGAGUACCAUGUUGUGUCGGGUACCUUCUUCAGCGAUGGUUUUGAUGACCAAGCUAAGAUCACCACUCUCAAUGGCAAGUCUGUUAUUGUAAGGCUACUAGAAGAUAUUGUUGUUGUCAACACAGCGUUUGUACAGUACCCUGACAAUGUUGUCACCAAUGGUGUGGUUCACGGAAUACAAGCUGUCCUUAUGCCACCAAACGUCCACCUCCAGUUAGUUGAGAGUUAGAUCAGCUUUACAUUUGGAACUCCACUGCAUACUUAUAAAAAUUGAUUGACUACAUAAAAGUCCAUGUUAGAUAUGGGGCUAAAAUUUCCAACAUCAUGAACCAUUUUGACGCUUGACUUUUAUAUCUAAUGUAUAUUCAAUUUGCCAGAUGUCAAAAAUUCUAAUGAAGCCUUAUGCACAGUAAAAACAAAGAUAUUUUAAUACUAUUAUAGUUAUUAGUAUAUUAUUAGUUAUUCAAAUUGUAUGACAUUUUCUGUUUCUAUAUUUUCC